This is a messenger RNA of Elephantulus edwardii (Cape elephant shrew), 1007 nucleotides long. Its product is annotated as olfactory receptor 52E4-like. Gene Ontology annotation, biological process: G protein-coupled receptor signaling pathway. The record is from RefSeq and is a predicted model, not a curated record. Gene Ontology annotation, molecular function: G protein-coupled receptor activity; olfactory receptor activity. Gene Ontology annotation, cellular component: membrane. Bases 12 to 950 code for a protein of 312 amino acids. NCBI's taxonomy places the organism in Eukaryota, Metazoa, Chordata, Mammalia, Macroscelidea, Macroscelididae. The transcript has a single exon.
UUGCUAAAAGAAUGUCUGCUCUCAACGACACCCAGUUCCAUCCUCUCUUCUUUCUCCUUCUAGGCAUACCAGGCCUAGAAACGGUACACGUCUGGAUCGCGUUUCCGUUUUGUAUUGUGUACCUGAUUGCCCUUUUGGGGAAUAUCACUAUCCUCUUUGUGAUCAAGACUGAACAGAGCCUCCACCAACCCAUGUUCUACUUUCUGGCCAUGCUGUCUAUAAUUGAUCUAGGUCUAUCCACAUCCACUAUCCCCAAAAUGCUGGGUAUCUUCUGGUUCAAGCUCCAAGAGAUAAGUUUUUGGGGAUGCCUUAUUCAGAUGUUCUUUAUCCACAUGUUUACAGGCAUGGAGACUGUCCUACUAGUGGUCAUGGCCUAUGACCGCUUUGUUGCCAUCUGCAACCCUCUCCAGUACACCAUGAUCCUCACCAAUAAGACCAUGCUUAUUUUAGGCUCUAUUGUUAUUGGAAGAAAUUUAGUUCUUGUGACCCCAUUUGUGUUUCUCAUUCUGCGACUCCCCUUCUGUGGACAUUACAUCAUCCCUCACACAUACUGUGAGCACAUGGGUCUUGCCCGACUGGCUUGUGCACCCAUCAAGAUCAACAUCAUCUAUGGGCUCAUGGUGAUUUCUAACAUUGUUGUGGAUGUGAUCUUGAUUGCCUCGUCCUAUGCACUCAUCCUCAGAGCUGUUUUCCGCCUCCCCUCUCAAGAUGCCCGACUAAAGGCUCUCAACACCUGUGGCUCCCAUGUUUGUGUCAUGCUGUGUUUCUAUACACCAGCAUUUUUUUCAUUUAUGACCCAUCGCUUUGGCCAUAACAUUCCUCGCUACAUCCAUAUCCUUCUGGCUAAUCUAUAUGUGGUUGUCCCACCUGCCCUUAACCCAGUCAUCUAUGGAGUCAGGACCAAGCAGAUCCGGGAACGAGUUGUAAAGAUAUUUGUACAGAAAGAAUAGAUUUAUAAAUAUUUAAAAAUAUUGCCACUUAAUAACCCAAAAUAUAAUAACAUGAGC